This is a messenger RNA of Acanthochromis polyacanthus (spiny chromis), 1583 nucleotides long. Its product is annotated as transmembrane protein 176B-like. Gene Ontology annotation, cellular component: membrane. Bases 167 to 922 code for a protein of 251 amino acids. The record is from RefSeq and is a predicted model, not a curated record. The transcript is spliced from 7 exons. NCBI's taxonomy places the organism in Eukaryota, Metazoa, Chordata, Actinopteri, Pomacentridae.
CUGAGCGCUGCUGAGGACUUGGAGACAAUCCUGGGAGGAGGUGAAGUCUGAGAGCUUAAAGGACCAGAUGUUUUCCUGGAAAUAAAACUGCGUCAGCUUACUGGAAUAAGUCGAGCUUCGCCUCCUGAAAUCCAGAAUCUCUCUCGUGUGUCCAGCAGCAGGCAGGAUGUCUGUGACUGUUACCAAGGCCGAGGGGGUCACUGUGUUCACUUUGACCUCGGACCCCCAAAGUGCUUGGCCUCCUCUGUGCCAGAUCUUCAAGGGUCUUUGCUACAGUCCAGUUUGCUGCUCGGUGUCUCAGCAGCUGAGGAGGAUCCAGAGAAGUUCUCAGUCAGUGCUGGGGACUCUGCAGAUUAUGGUUGGGCUGCUCAAUCUUGGCUUUGGAGCCAUCCUCCUCGGCCCUAGUUCCUGGUGGCAUAUUUUUUUUUUUGCCAUGUUUCCUUUUUGGUUGGGAGCGUUGUUCAUUGUGUUUGGCAUCGUGUGCAUUUUGUCUGAGAAGUACCCCAGUCCAUGUUUGGUCAUCCUCACCGUGGUUCUGAAUCUGGCAGGAGUUGCUUUUGCCAUUACAGCCAUUGUCCUGUACAGCAUCAACAUAGAAGACAUAUCUCUGGGGUGGUAUUGUGACCGUUAUGAUGACUACUACUGGGACAGAAGACAUGAUACUACAACUACUCCAUCUCCUGAGAGGGAUCUCUUGCAGGAGAAGUGCUUGGAGGCCAGAGAACUGGCUCAGAUGCUGCUGAGAGGAAUAUUUGGUGUUCUGAUCGUCUUGUCGGUCCUGGAGCUCUGCGUCGUCAUCAGCUCUGCCGUGUUGGGGAUCAAGGCUCUGAGGAGCAGACAGAAGGAAUCAAACAAGAGCCCUGAAGAGCCAGAAUACUUCAAACCGCUGCUGGAUGAAGUCACCACUGAUCCUGGAGCCUGAAUGUCAGCAGGAACUGUGAUCCUGCAGCUUUAAACCACUGACUCUCUGUGCUGCAGCGUCAGUGAAGCACACAAAUUCAGAUGGUACAGUCUUCAUAUUCUGGCACUUUGCUGAGCUUUGCUUUAAACUAAAUGCACUUCUACUAUAUCAUUUCUUUAUGUCAGUGAUCUGCACUAAACUGAACAUGCUGCUGUCCAUUUUAAUCUUUGUUUUGGUCUUUACAUGUAACAAUUUUACCAUGAAGGGAUGUGCCUUACAAGAUGUUUGUUGCUAGAAAGGAGUUUGUAGACGUUCAUGUGGCAUUACUGGGUUUCUUGCAGUUUUUUUGUUUUGUUUUUUUAUUCACAAUAUUAUGCAUGCAAUUGAAAAUACAGGUGUAAAAGCUGUUGACUGUUACAUGUUUUUAUGUGUAUUGUGAUAACCCUCCACCUGGACAGAUGUUCCUGUCUGGUCUUUCUGGAGCUGAGGGUCAUCAGCUGACGAGCCACACCUGUGAUCAAGUGGUUCAGCUCCAUUUAAUCCCUCUCACUCCUAUUCCAGGUUUCUCUCUGACAGGAGCUGCUGCCUGGGAGCUCCAGCCUCAUGGUUUUGGGUUUUGUUUGCUGUCUUUAAUUCACCAGGUUGGUUAUUUGUAUUGCAAUAAAUCAAUUUUUAGUCACCA